UAAUUCAGUUUCUUUAUUUCUUUCAUUCUCUAUUCAUGGCCUCCUGGAAACCACAGGCUUUGACCCUCACUGCUCGAAAGGCAGGCAUCUCGUUCGCUCUGGUGAACCGGUCCACCCUGAAUAAUGAGGACCUGAAACUACAUGUCUUCAAGAAGACUCUCCAGGCCUUGAUAUACCCUAUUUCAUCCACAACACCCCAUAACUUCGAGGUGUGGACGGCAACUGCACCCACCUACUGCCAUGAGUGUGAGGGGCUGCUGUGGGGCAUUGCCCGUCAGGGCAUGCGCUGCUCAGAGUGUGGAGUUAAAUGCCACGAGAAGUGCCAGGAUCUGCUCAACGCAGAUUGUUUACAAAGGGCAGUGGAGAAGAGCUCCAAGCACGGGGCAGAGGACAAGACCCAGAAUAUCAUCAUGGCUAUGAAGGAGCGCAUGAAGAUAAGAGAGAAGAACAGUCCCGAGGUGUUUGAGGUGAUCCAGGAGAUGUUCCACGUCUCCAAAGAAGACUUCACCAGCCAUUUGAAGACAGCUAAGCAGGCUGUUUUGGAUGGGACCUCCAAGUGGUCUGCCAAAAUCAGCAUCACAGUCAUGAGUGCACAGGGCUUACAGGCCAAGGAUAAAACUGGCUCCAGUGACCCUUACGUCACCGUCCAGGUGGGCAAGACCAAACGUAGGACGAAGACCAUCUUCGGCAACCUCAACCCGGUCUGGGAUGAGAAGUUCUACUUUGAAUGUCACAACGCCACUGACCGCAUCAAGGUGCGUGUGUGGGAUGAGGAUGAUGACAUCAAAUCACGGGUGAAGCAGCAUUUCAAGCGCGAGUCGGAUGAUUUCCUGGGACAGACCAUCAUUGAGGUUCGCACUCUCAGUGGAGAGAUGGACGUUUGGUACAAUCUAGAUAAAAGAACUGACAAGUCUGCGGUAUCGGGUGCCAUCAGACUCAAGAUCAGCGUGGAGAUGAAAGGGGAGGAGAACGUGGUUCCUCCUCAUGGCCAGUACACCUGUUUACACGAGAACCUGUUCCACUACCUGACCGAGGUGAAGAACAGCGGGGUGGUGAAGAUCCCGCAGGUGAAAGGGGACGAAGCGUGGAAGGUGUACUUUGACGACGUGUCCCAAGAGAUAGUGGAUGAGUUCGCCAUGAGAUACGGAGUGGAGUCCAUCUAUCAGGCUAUGACGCACUUCUCCUGUCUGUCCGCCAAAUACAUGUGCCCCGGUGUGCCAGCAGUGAUGAGCAACCUGCUUGCUAAUAUAAAUGCCUACUUCGCCCACACCACCACCACCACAACAACUACUGCCUCCGCUUCAGACCGAUUUGCUGCUUCUAACUUUGGGAGGGAGAAAUUUGUCAAAUUACUGGACCAGCUGCAUAACUCACUGAGGAUCGACCUCUCUAAAUAUCGGGAUAAUUUCCCUGCGGGAAACCCGGAGCGUCUCCAAGAUCUGAAGUCCACUGUCGAUCUGCUAACCAGCAUCACCUUCUUCAGGAUGAAGGUACAAGAGCUUCAGAGUCCACCCAGAGCCAGUAUGGUUGUGAAGGACUGCGUGAAGGCGUGUCUGGACUCCACAUACAAAUACAUUUUUGAUAACUGUCAUGAACUGUACAACCAACUCCUUGACCAGAGCCGGAAGCAGGACAUUCCCCGAGAGGAGCAGGGUCCGUCAAUAAAGAACCUGGAGUUCUGGCCAAAACUCAUCACUCUCAUGGUGUCUGUAAUCGAUGAGGACCGAACAGCUUACACCCCAGUCAUUAACCAGUUUCCACAGGAGCUGAAUGUGGGCAAGAUCAGCGCCGAGAUCACGUGGAGCCUCUUCGCCCUGGAUAUGAAGUAUGCAAUGGAAGAGCAUGACAAGCACCGCCUAUGCAAAAGUACUGAAUACAUGAAUCUUCACUUCAAGGUCAAAUGGUUCCAUAAUGAGUAUGUCCGUGACCUGCCGGCCUUCAAGGAUGUUCCACCUGAGUAUUCUCUGUGGUUCGAGCCAUUUGUCAUCCAGUGGCUUGAUGAGAAUGAGGAUGUUGCCAUGGAUUUCCUCAAUGGAGCACUGGAGAGGGACAAGAAAGAUGGAUUCCAGCAAACCUCGGAGCACGCCCUCUUUUCAUGUUCGGUGGUGGAUGUGUUCACUCAACUAAACCAGAGUUUUGAGAUUAUCAAGAAGCUCGAGUGUCCAAACCCACAGGCUCUGGCUCACUUCAUGUGCCGUUUUGCGAAGACUAUCAACAAAGUUCUUCUGCAAUAUGCUGCAAUCAUAUCCAAGGACUUUCCUUUGUAUUUGAGUAAGGAGAACGUGCCCUGCAUCCUCCUCAACAACAUCCAGCAGCUCCGUGUCCAACUGGAGAAGAUGUUUGAGUCCAUGGGUGGCAAACAGCUGGAUGCAGAGGCCAGUGAUCUGCUCAAGGAGCUGCAGAAUAAACUCAACACGGUGCUGGAUGAGCUCAGCGGAGUGUUUGGCUCCAGUUUUAAAGGUGUGAUCGAGGACUGCGUGAAGCAGAUGAACCAGGAGCUGGUUCAGAUGAAAGGUCCAGCCAAAGGGAGCAACGCCGCCAUGGAUGCAGAGAGUGUCCUCCGGCCUCUUAUGGACCUCCUGGAUAAAAAUUUGAUGUUAUUCGCCAAGAUUUGUGAGAAGACAGUGCUGAAACGAGUCCUCAAAGAGCUAUGGAAAAUCGUGCUGAACACCAUCGAGAGAACAAUCGUUCUGCCUCCACUGAGUGACCAGACCCAAGGAGCUCAGAUGAUUUUCAAUGCUGCCAAGGACUUGGGACAGCUGUCCAAACUAAAGGAGCAUGUAACUCGAGAGGAGGCCAGAAGUCUGACUCCACGACAGUGUGCAGCCAUGGACCUCGUGCUUCCCACCAUCAAGCAAUACUUCCAUGCUGGAGGAAAUGGGCUGAAGAAAACCUUCCUGGAAAAGAGCCCUGAUAUGAAGUCCCUCAAAUAUGCUCUCAGCCUUUACACUCAACCUACAGAUGCCUUGAUCAAGAAAUAUAUAUGCACCCAAACCUCUCAAGGUCAGUCAUCCAACGGAUCCGUGGGGGAGGUGUCGAUGCAAGUGAAUCUCAUCUCUCACCCUGGCACUGGAGAGCACAAAGUCAGCGUGAAGGUGGUCGCAGUGAACAACCUCGUCUGGCAAACCAAUGCCAUGUUCCGGCCAUUUGUAGAGGUCAACGCUGUGGGACCGCACCUAGCUGACAAGAAGCGCAAAUUCAGCACCAAGACCAAGAACAACAACUGGUCACCAAAGUACAAUGAAACAUUCCAAUAUGUUCUAAGUAAUGAACAUGGUCCGGAGGCCUACGAGCUGCACGUCUCAGUGAAGGACUACUGCUUUGCCCGCGAGGACCGCAUCAUCGGCAUGACGGUCAUCCAGCUCCGAGAGCUGGCGGACAAGGGCAGCUGCUCCGCCUGCUACCCCCUGGUGAAGAGCAUCUGCAUGGACGAAACUGGCCUCACCAUCAUGAGGAUACUCUCUCAAAGGACCAACGAUGAGGUGGCGAAAGAGUUUGUGCGUCUCAAGACAGACACACGCUCGGCGGAGGAAGUGUCAUAGUGUGCGACAUAAUGCAGUAUUAAAAGAGUGUUGUCUUAAGUGAGAGAUAAAGAGAAAGAGCAGAAGGAGAAAGAGCAGUAGCAACAGAUGUUCUUUCUGCAGAGAAGCUGGAGGAUGAGAUUGUCCAAAGAGAAGCGCAGGAGGCCCACAUGUGGCAAGGCAGCGAGACAGUGAGAGAGAGAGAGAGAGAGAGAGAGAG
Epinephelus fuscoguttatus (brown-marbled grouper) is the source of this 3741-nucleotide messenger RNA. RefSeq names its product protein unc-13 homolog C-like. NCBI's taxonomy places the organism in Eukaryota, Metazoa, Chordata, Actinopteri, Perciformes, Serranidae. Gene Ontology annotation, cellular component: plasma membrane; terminal bouton; presynaptic membrane. Gene Ontology annotation, biological process: neuromuscular junction development; dense core granule priming; synaptic vesicle priming. The record is from RefSeq and is a predicted model, not a curated record. The coding region runs from base 36 to 3542 and encodes 1168 amino acids. Gene Ontology annotation, molecular function: diacylglycerol binding; calcium ion binding; phospholipid binding. The transcript has 28 exons.